Molecule: messenger RNA, 1092 nt
Organism: Sporothrix brasiliensis 5110
Lineage: Eukaryota; Fungi; Ascomycota; Sordariomycetes; Ophiostomatales; Ophiostomataceae
Exons: 1
Coding region: 1-1092 (363 amino acids)
Molecular function (GO): nickel cation binding
Source: RefSeq, a predicted model, not a curated record
AUGGACGACCCCCUAGCGAGAUUGGAGGGCCUCGCAGCCAUAGACCACGAGAUUGCCGAUCUCGAGGCCCGUCUGCGCGAUGCAAAACUGCGCCGGCAACAACAGCACGGGACAUCCAUACGAUAUUCGGAUAGCUCUGCAUCGCGGCACCAACAGCAGCAGCAACACUUUCUCUUUUUACUCUCCGACUCAGCGCUACCGCUCGGUUCGUUUGCCUUUAGCAGUGGACUCGAGUCGUUUCUCGCACACGACAAGGCGGCCGCAGCGGCAUCGGCUGCCACGUCUCUCGCGGCUGCAGCCAAUGCCAUACCAAAGGGCGUAAAGAGCGGCCCCGAGGCCUUUGCCGCUUUUCUGCCAUUGUCCGUCUCAUCCUACGCCUACGCCACUUUGCCGUUUGUCCUGGCUGCGCAUGACGCUGCAUCUACGGUGACGAGCGCUGCCGCAGUCGCAGCCGCAGCUGCUUCGUCCCAUUUCUCAGAGACUUUCCCAUCGACGGUCGAAGCUUUCACCUCGGCACUCACCCUUCUCGACGACACAUAUGACGCCACCAUCAUCUGCGCCGUCGGCCGCCGCGCCUCGGUAGCCCAAGGCCGUGCACUGCUGUCUGUCUGGGAACGUGCUUUUUCGCCAACCCUUUCACCAUCGCUAGCACCGCCUUCACCGUCUUCACCGUCCUCACAGGCCUCACAGGCCGCACAGUCCGAACAAGCCAUCGACCCCUUGCGGCCGUUUGCGCUUCUCGUCAAGCGCUCCUCCAAUCCACGGCCCGGUACCCUAUCCGAGGCAUCUGCCCACAUGCCUCCGCUCUUUGGUGCCGUUGCCGCGUUGGCCGGCCUCGACCGCCGACAGGCCGCCGACGUAUUUAUCCUGUCGCAUGUCAAGGCACUCUUAUCGGCCGCAGUGCGCGCCAACCUGGUGGGACCGUACCAGGCGCAGCGACUGCUAGCGUCGGCGCAUGUGCAGCAACUUGUUGUGCGGUCCGUCGAAGGCGCAUGGGAUGUGCCCGUGGAAGAGGCCGGACAGACGAUGCCGGUGGUAGACCUGUGGAUGGGCCGACAUGAGAUGCUGUACUCGCGCAUCUUCAACAGCUAA